CGUAGAAGAAAUUGAAGUGGCAUAUUGAGCUCCGGCUAGCUAAGCAAAACCCUGAAACCUAAAACUCAGACCCUGAUUGAUACAGAACCUCACUCACUCUGAGCUCUGAGUAGUAGAGACACCGCGCAACAAUGUCGGGUUUCGCAUUCGGAUCCUCUUCUUCUUCUACAUCAUCAUCAUCAUCAUCUUCAUCUUCCUCUCCAUUUUCACUCUCAAACCCUUCCUCUGCUUCCCCAUUCUCAUUUGGAUCCUCCUCCCUCUUCUCCUCCACCACCACUAACCCUACCGCCUCCUCCGCCCCCUUCUCCUUCUCCUCCUCCGCUUCUUCUGCGCCCUCCUUUUCCUUCGGCUCCACGCCCUCCCUCUUCACCUCCUCCUCCGCGUCCGCCGCUCCGCCGAGUACCGCUCCCUCAAUCUUCGGUGCCGCCGCCGCCACCUCAGCUUCAACGACUCCACUGUUUGGAGGAGCCUCCUCCGCUUCAACGGCGCCGCUGUUUGGGGGAACGUCUUCUUCGACGACACUCUUUGGCGGAACACCUUCUGCAACGACGCCGUUUGCGUCGUUUGGGGUUUCGUCAUCUUCUUCUUCUUCAGCUGCAACUACCACCACAUCUUUGUUCUCCAACGCAUUUGCCACUGGUGCUUCUCCGUUAGGUUCUUCUUCUUCUGCUGCAGCUACAACUUCUUUGUUCUCAACUGCAUUUGGUACCGGUGCUGCCUCUUCUUCGAGCUCAACGACGUCGUUUUCAGCGUUUGGAAAGCCGUCUACUCCGGCUACUAGUGUGACUGCAACGACGUCGUCUAGCACUUCAGGAUUCUCGUUUGGAACCCCCACUUCCUCUGCUUCUCAACCUUCGUUCGCCUUCAACAAUGUGGCAUCUGCUUCGGCUUCAGCUUCAGCUUCAACCGCUUCUGCAGCUUCUGGCACGCCGGCCUCGAAGCAACCGGGUUCUUUCUCUUUCGCCACGUCUUCAGCGCCGCUGUUCUCCACCGUGACGACCACCACGGCUUCAACCCCGGCUAGUGGUGUCUCCAUCCUGUCAUCUUCUGGGCCUGCAUUUGGUGCCCCAGCUGCGUCUACUGCCCCUACAACUGUUGCCUCAUCUGCCGCGCCGACAGCUCCAGCUAGUGCUCCUUCCUCUAUUUCCACAGCUUCCUUCGGGUCUGGGUUUUCCUUUGCGACAAAGGCUUCUUCAACACCUGCAGUUUCCACUGUUACUACUUCUGCAUUUGGGGUGAGCGCUUCAACCUCUACCGCUCCUGCAAUUUCCACUUCCAGCACUGGUGCAACUCAGACAUCAUCUGCUGUUGUUGUGGCUUCCACUAGUGGAACUACUUCAACUGUCAGCACGUCGGUUGCUGCUACACCAAAACUACCAUCUGAAAUCACUGGGAAGACUGUGGAGGAGAUUAUCAAGGAAUGGAAUGCUGAGUUGCAAGAGCGAACUGGAAAAUUUAGAAAACAAGCUAAUGCUAUAGCUGAAUGGGAUCACAGGAUUUUGCGGAAUCGUGAUGUUCUGUUGAGGCUUGAGAUUGAAGUGGCAAAAGUAGUUGAGACACAGUCAAAUUUGGAGCGGCAAUUGGAGUUGAUAGAGACUCAUCAGCAGGAGGCUGAUAAGGCUUUACAAAGCAUGGAGGAAGAAGCUGAGCGUAUUUACAAGGAUGAGCGAGGAUUACUUCUUGAUGAUGAAGCUGCAUCUACAAGAGAUGCAAUGUAUGAACAGUCUGAAUUGAUAGAAAGGGAACUAGAGCACAUGACAGAACAGAUAAAAUCAAUUAUCCAAUCCCUUAACUCAAACCAGGGCGGAGAACUCGAUGCAGCUGAUGGAAUGAGUCCAUUAGAUGCUGUAGUUCGAAUUCUAAAUAAUCAACUAACUUCUCUGAUGUGGAUUGAUGAAAAGGCUGAAGAAUUUUCUUCCCGCAUUCAGAAGCUAUCUAACCAAGGUUCUGCUUCAGAUCGUGAACUGACGGGUCCAGGAAUGUGGAUGUCCUGAUAUUUCAAAUUUGUACAGUAUCUCAACCUCAUCCCAAAUUAUAUGAAAGACCAAGAAACACAUUUGCAUAGAGGGGCUGUCAUGUAUCCCCCCUCCCCCAUAUUCUGGAUGAGAUUUCAGCAUUGUUACCAUUAAUUUUACAAUUAACCUCCACAAAACUGCGUUUAAAAUUUCUCUUUGAAGAAUAUACCUGUCAUUAUGAAAUAGAGAACGAAAUGCCUGUUAUUCUUUUUUUUUUUUUGAUAAUUUGGAGGGCCAACGGCCCAAAUGCCUGUUAUUCUUUGUCACUGCCUUCAAAUACUGGAAACAUUGAGAUCUGUAACAACUAACAAGUGCUUUGUUACUGCUGCAAUUUUACCAAUGAUUGAAGUAGUUUUGCCA
Messenger RNA from Lotus japonicus, 2375 nucleotides. Its product is annotated as nuclear pore complex protein NUP62. Bases 132 to 1994 code for a protein of 620 amino acids. Gene Ontology annotation, biological process: RNA export from nucleus; protein import into nucleus. The record is from RefSeq and is a predicted model, not a curated record. Gene Ontology annotation, molecular function: structural constituent of nuclear pore; phospholipid binding. Gene Ontology annotation, cellular component: nuclear pore central transport channel; nuclear pore. NCBI's taxonomy places the organism in Eukaryota, Viridiplantae, Streptophyta, Magnoliopsida, Fabales, Fabaceae. The transcript has 9 exons.